AUGCUGCCCGUGUACCCGGAGGUGAAGCCCAACCCGCUGCAGGACGCCAACCUCUGCUCGCGCGUGCUGUUCUGGUGGUUGAACCCCUUGUUUAAAAUUGGUCACAAACGGAGAUUAGAAGAAGAUGAUAUGUAUUCCGUGCUUCCAGAAGACCGCUCCAAGCACCUGGGAGAAGAGUUGCAAGGGUACUGGGAUAAAGAAAUUCAGAAAGCCGAGAAGUCGGACGCACGGAAACCUUCUUUAACGAAAGCAAUCAUAAAGUGUUACUGGAAAUCCUAUUUAGUUUUGGGAAUUUUUACGCUAAUUGAGGAAGGGACCAGAGUAAUCCAGCCCAUAUUUUUGGGGAAAAUUAUUAAGUAUUUUGAAAACCAGGACCCUAAUGAUUCUGUGGCUCUGCACGAAGCCUACGGCUAUGCCACGGUGCUGACCGCCUGCACACUUGUUCUCGCCAUACUGCACCACUUAUACUUUUAUCAUGUUCAGUGUGCUGGCAUGAGGUUAAGAGUUGCCAUGUGCCAUAUGAUUUAUCGGAAGGCACUUCGCCUUAGUAACAUGGCCAUGGGGAAGACCACUACCGGCCAGAUUGUCAACCUGCUGUCCAAUGACGUGAACAAGUUUGACCAGGUGACAGUAUUCUUGCACUUUCUGUGGGCAGGACCACUGCAAGCUAUUGCAGUGACUGCUUUGCUCUGGAUGGAAAUAGGAAUAUCCUGUCUUGCCGGGAUGGUAGUUCUAAUUAUUCUUCUACCCUUGCAAAGCUGCAUUGGGAAGUUGUUUUCAUCACUCCGGAGUAAGACUGCAACUUUCACAGAUGUCAGGAUCAGAACCAUGAAUGAAGUUAUAACUGGCAUAAGAAUAAUAAAAAUGUAUGCCUGGGAAAAGUCCUUUGCGGAUCUUAUCACCAAUUUGCGAAGGAAGGAAAUUUCCAAGAUUCUGAGAAGCUCCUACCUCAGAGGAAUGAAUUUGGCAUCAUUUUUCGUUGCAAACAAAAUCAUCAUUUUUGUGACUUUCACCACCUACGUGCUUCUUGGCAACGUGAUCACAGCCAGCCGUGUGUUUGUGGCAGUGUCGUUGUAUGGGGCUGUGCGGUUGACCGUCACCCUCUUCUUCCCCUCGGCCAUUGAGAGGGUGUCCGAAUCAGUCGUCAGCAUCCAAAGAAUCAAGAACUUUCUGUUACUUGAUGAGAUAUCCCAGCGCACCCCUCAGCUGCCAUCAGAUGGGAAAAUGAUAGUGCAUAUACAGGACUUCACCGCCUUUUGGGACAAGGCAUCAGAAACCCCAACCCUAGAAGGCCUUUCCUUUACUGUGAGACCUGGGGAAUUGUUAGCUGUGAUUGGACCUGUGGGAGCAGGAAAGUCCUCGCUGCUAAGUGCUGUCCUGGGGGAACUGCCCCGGAACCAGGGGCUGGUCAGCGUGCACGGAAGGAUCGCCUAUGUUUCGCAGCAGCCCUGGGUGUUUCCAGGAACUGUGAGGAGUAAUAUUUUAUUUGGGAAGAAAUACGAAAAGGAACGAUAUGAAAAAGUAAUAAAAGCUUGUGCGCUGAGAAAGGAUUUGCAGUGUUUGGAGGAUGGAGAUUUAACCGUGAUAGGUGAUCGGGGAGCGACACUGAGUGGAGGGCAAAAGGCCCGGAUCAACCUUGCAAGAGCAGUGUAUCAGGACGCAGACAUCUACCUCCUGGACGAUCCUCUCAGCGCAGUAGAUGCGGAAGUUGGCAGGCAUUUGUUUGAACUGUGUAUUUGCCAGACCUUGCAUGAGAAGAUCACAAUCUUAGUGACUCACCAGUUGCAGUACCUAAAAGCUGCAAGUCAGAUUCUGAUAUUGAAAGAAGGCAAAAUGGUGCAAAAGGGCACCUACACAGAGUUUCUGAAAUCCGGGGUAGAUUUCGGCUCUCUUUUGAAGAAGGAAAAUGAGGAGGCUGACCAGAGUCCAGCUCCAGGAUCUCCCAUCCUGAGGACUCGGAGCUUCUCAGAGUCUUCUCUUUGGUCCCAGCAAUCUUCAAGACACUCGCUGAAAGAUAGCGCUCCUGAGGCACAAGAUAUUGAGAAUACACAGGUUGCUUUGUCAGAGGAGAGGCGUUCAGAAGGAAAAGUUGGUUUUAAGGCCUAUAGGAAUUACUUAACAGCCGGUGCUCACUGGUUUGUCAUCGUUUUCCUUAUUCUACUAAACAUCGCAUCUCAGGUUGCCUAUGUUCUUCAGGACUGGUGGCUGUCCUAUUGGGCAAAUGAACAAAGUGCCCUGAAUGUCACGGUAGAUGGAAAAGAAAAUGUCACUGAGAAGCUCGAUCUUCCCUGGUACUUAGGAAUUUAUUCAGGUUUGACGGUGGCUACUGUUCUUUUUGGCAUCGCGAGAUCUCUGUUGGUGUUCUAUGUCCUUGUUAAUUCUUCACAAACUUUGCACAACAAAAUGUUUGAGUCCAUUUUGAGAGCUCCAGUGUUGUUCUUUGAUACAAACCCAAUAGGAAGAAUUUUAAAUCGUUUCUCCAAAGACAUUGGGCACAUGGAUGACUUGCUACCCCUGACGUUUCUAGAUUUCCUCCAGACAUUUCUGCAAGUUCUUGGUGUUGUUGGAGUGGCAGUGGCGGUGAUUCCUUGGAUCGCAAUACCUCUGCUUCCCCUUGCCAUCAUUUUCUUCAUUCUUCGGCGAUAUUUCUUAGCAACGUCGAGGGAUGUCAAACGCUUGGAGUCUACAAGCCGGAGUCCGGUAUUCUCCCAUUUAUCGUCCUCUCUCCAGGGGCUUUGGACCAUCCGGGCAUAUAAAGCAGAAGAAAGGUUUCAGGAACUGUUCGAUGCACAUCAGGAUUUGCAUUCAGAGGCAUGGUUCUUGUUUCUGACUACGUCCCGAUGGUUCGCUGUGCGUCUGGAUGCCAUCUGUGCCAUGUUUGUCAUUGUUGUUGCCUUUGGGUCUCUGAUUCUGGCAAAAACUGUAGAUGCCGGGCAGGUUGGCCUGGCACUGUCCUACGCCCUCACGCUCAUGGGGAUGUUCCAGUGGUCCGUCAGGCAAAGUGCCGAAGUGGAGAAUAUGAUGAUUUCAGUGGAACGAGUGAUGGAAUAUACAGACCUUGAGAAAGAAGCCCCCUGGGAAUACCAGAAACGACCUCCACCCACCUGGCCCCAGGAAGGCACGAUUGUCUUUGAUAAUGUGAACUUCACAUAUAGUUUAGACGGACCUCUGGUGUUGAAGCACCUGACCGCACUCAUUAAAUCAAGGGAAAAGGUUGGCAUUGUGGGAAGAACAGGGGCUGGAAAGAGUUCCCUCAUCGCGGCCCUUUUUAGAUUGUCAGAACCAGAAGGUAAAAUUUGGAUCGACAGGAUCUUGACAACAGAAAUUGGACUUCACGAUUUAAGGAAGAAAAUGUCCAUCAUACCCCAGGAGCCUGUUUUAUUCACUGGAACAAUGAGGAAAAAUCUGGAUCCCUUUAAUGAGCAUACGGAUGAGGAACUGUGGAAUGCCUUAACAGAGGUACAGCUUAAAGACGCUGUUGAAGAUCUUCCUGGCAAAUUGGACACUGAAUUAGCAGAAUCAGGAUCGAACUUUAGUGUUGGACAGAGACAGUUGGUGUGUCUUGCCAGGGCUAUCCUCAGGAAAAAUCGGAUAUUGAUCAUUGAUGAAGCGACAGCAAAUGUGGAUCCCAGAACUGAUGAGUUAAUACAAAAAAAAAUCCGUGAGAAAUUUGCCCACUGCACUGUGCUAACCAUUGCACACAGGUUGAACACCAUUAUUGACAGCGACAAGAUAAUGGUUUUGGAUUCAGGACGACUGAAAGAAUAUGAUGAACCAUAUGUUUUGCUGCAGAAUGAAGAGAGCCUGUUUUACAAGAUGGUGCAGCAACUGGGCAAGGCAGCAGCGGCGGCCCUCACUGAAACAGCAAAACAGGUGUACUUCAAAAGGAAUUACCCAGAUAUUACUCAGAAUGGCCACGUGGUUAUGAAUGCUUCCAAUGGACAGCCCUCAGCCUUUACUAUUUUCGAGACAGCACUGUGA
This is a messenger RNA of Canis lupus familiaris (dog), 3981 nucleotides long. It is a transcript of the gene ABCC4, whose product is annotated as ATP binding cassette subfamily C member 4. Gene Ontology annotation, biological process: transmembrane transport. Gene Ontology annotation, molecular function: ATP binding; ATP hydrolysis activity; ABC-type transporter activity. Lineage: Eukaryota; Metazoa; Chordata; Mammalia; Carnivora; Canidae. Gene Ontology annotation, cellular component: plasma membrane. The record is from RefSeq and is marked provisional.